Messenger RNA from Dermacentor andersoni, 1025 nucleotides. It is a transcript of the gene Hus1-like, whose product is annotated as Hus1-like checkpoint clamp component. Gene Ontology annotation, biological process: nucleotide-excision repair; mitotic DNA replication checkpoint signaling; telomere maintenance. The record is from RefSeq and is a predicted model, not a curated record. NCBI's taxonomy places the organism in Eukaryota, Metazoa, Arthropoda, Arachnida, Ixodida, Ixodidae. Gene Ontology annotation, cellular component: checkpoint clamp complex; site of double-strand break; nucleolus.
GCCGCGUUCUGUCCAAGCUUAGCCAAUCCACAGAGAGAGCAUGUCGCAGGUGUCCGCGUCUUUUGAAGUAUGAAGUUUCGUGGACGAAUAGUAGACAUCGUGUGCAUUCAGCAGCUAUCUAAAAUCGUGCACACAGUUUCUAAACUAGCUAAGGAUGUCACCUUGCGCAUCACUACGGAUUGUGUCUACUUCAUUCUAAAUGAAGACGCUGUAAGCGGCGGCGGGUGGCUUUGGGCUGACAUACCGCAGGAAACCCUGUUUCAAGAGUACAACAUGCAAGGUGUCUCAGAGGAAUUUAACGAGAUAUAUCUCGAUGUUGUCGCUGACCACAUUGUGAAAGCACUGAAGUCAGCAGCAGCUGCGAAGUCGCUAAAGGUUAAGCUGACUAAAAGGCAAACUCCUUGCUUAAGUUUCGAAAUAGAAUUGCCAUCACUAGUCUCAACAUCUCGAACUGUUGUUCACGACGUGCCAGUGUCCGUGAUACCACGAAGGCUGUGGAGUAACUUUGCUCAACCAGAUGUGGAAGAAGGCGAUAUAGUUACCCACAUGCCAUCAUUAAAGGUGAUGAAAAACGUUGUGGACAAAAUGAAGAACCUGAGUUCAUAUGCGACCAUAACAAUCUCCAGCGAUCAUGGAAUGACUGUAUCUGUUCAAACAGACAUGGUCACUGUGACUACACAUUUCAAAGGACUGCAGUUCCCUCUUUCUCGUGAUGGCACCGUUUCUCACGAUGGUGUUUACGAAGCUCGCAUUGAUUUGCGAAAAUUGGUGCCAGUGCUUUUGGCACAGCAGCUGAAUCCAAGACAGGUUACAUGCAGUGUACCAUGACUCUCAGCAGAAACCAGACUGUGCUUGUACACAACGCUCAUGCCAGCAGCAGAAACCAGAAUACUGCCCUCACUUUGCUAGUAAUGCUGUGAUGGGGCCUAUUUGGUGGAACAUAAUGGCUAGAUGUUCUACUUUGUAGUGUAAAAAAGGACAGAUAAUAAAGUUCAAUCUGUGUGUUGGGCAUUGCUUUCCUUAAA